AUGGAAACGAGUGGCACGCCCGAAGGCACCCGAGACUUGUACCAGUGUCUGGGUGUUCCCCGCGACGCGUCUCUGACCGAGCUGCGUGCUGCCUUCCGAGAGCGGGCGCGGGCACUGCACCCGGACCGCCAGGCCGGCGACGCCGGAGCCUUCGCUCGGGUCGAGCACGCCUAUCGAGUACUGACGCAUCCGGAGAAGCGACGGCUCUAUGAUCUCUUGCUUGACGCUGGAAUUGUUUCUUCAACAUCCGAGUCCGAGCCAGUGACACCAAGUGCCUUGCGCGACGCGGGAUCUUUAUCAGAUGCCUCCGUAGAGGCUGAAGCUGCUGCCAAGUAG
Messenger RNA from Cyanidioschyzon merolae strain 10D, 336 nucleotides. Its product is annotated as similar to DnaJ protein. Bases 1 to 336 code for a protein of 111 amino acids. The record is from RefSeq and is a predicted model, not a curated record. Gene Ontology annotation, biological process: protein refolding. Gene Ontology annotation, cellular component: cytoplasm. The transcript has a single exon. Lineage: Eukaryota; Rhodophyta; Bangiophyceae; Cyanidiales; Cyanidiaceae.